AUGCAAGCCUUCAGCCCUCAGAGCCCUGCCGACGAUGCGCUUGGGAGAGAGUCAAAAGCAUUCAGCAGCAACCAUCAGCAGAUCCUGCGCGACCGCGCUCGCAACGGCCGGCGAUCGCGUCUGUGGACAGCCUCGCUCGAAGGAAACGAUCAACCGGAGUACGAGGACUUCAUCGCGAAUCUGCAGAUCCCGUGUCUCAACGCUUCGCGGGCAUCUUUCCUCUUGCAUGACUUGAAUGUCACUACACCGGAUACUACGCCUCAGCGGUCGCGAUUGAAGGAAAUAUUCCAAACGGGUCAGCACACCAUCAUCAUUAACGGGGCGGGAACAGGCAAGACGCGGCUACUUUUUGAGGGUCUUUCCACGCGCUGGGGUCUUUACCUGCCAUGCGUGUCGGGUCCCUCCGCUCCCGGGUCCCUUGAUCUGAACACAGGCCUCCUACAGCUUUCAUCGUUAUCCGCGCGGAAGGAUGCUCCAAAGGCCCAGACGGGCGACCUUGACUCCCGAAGCGCAGGGAUUUUGCGGCGCAUCUUCACGCAGAUCCUGCUGUCCAGAUUGACGCUCUUCGAGCUCUACCUUCGGCAUGCUCCCCUUGAUGACCCGAACGUACGGAUGCGGUGGCUCAGAUUUCAGCUAUUCCCUUCCGCUAAACUGUGUUACGACAUGUUCGACGACUUCUUCAGAGCCAUAUCCGAACACGACGCAAGUAUGGAAUACCUCGAGGGUCGUAUUCGCGAUGCUAUCUUCGGUAUACGAUCCUUACUUGGUCACGACGAGCCCAUAUACUGCGUCGUGGAUGAUGCUCAGCGUGCCCAUCUGCAAAGCUUGGCAGGACCUGGACCUACCACGGCUUUGCGGCAGAUGCUAUUGGUCUGGGAGAGCUUCGAUGCGAUGACGUUCGUGCUGGCGGGGCAGCCGUUUGACUGCUCCCACUUCCAUAACUCAGGCGCUACGCCGUAUCGGGUCUGGACCGACACUGGUUUUUUCGAUGGGGACGAGGAGCAGCGUCGCUACGUGCGUCGCUAUCUACCCCCCGACCUGCAGUCGACGCAAUCGACGGAGAAACUUCUAGACAGAAUUUGCUUAUGGCUUCGAGGACGUUAUCGCAUAACGACCUACUUCAUCUAUUGCCUUCUCACGACCCGCUUUCAAAACCCUCAUACCCUUUUGACGUCCUACGUUCGCAUGUAUGCAGGUAUCCAGCCCGAAGAUGGUCCUAUUCACACGGACUAUCGGUUGCGUAGCGAAUACAAUCGGUUGGUCUCCGGCUACUCUCGGUAUGACCCAAGUCAGACACUCCCUCGCGAUGUCUAUGCGUGGUCUUCGGCACAGAUGGCCCUCCAUCGCCUGAUUGCACUCGGUCAAGGCAGUGUGAUUUUCACAGGAGAUUGCUCUCGUCCGGUCUCUCAUAGGUUUGCUAUGUUCGCGAACUCAGAUGGCUCCGAGGCCAUCUUUUGCGAGCCUUGCAUCAUAUUCCCGCUUGCACGUCUCGUUUUCCACCGUUGGGGCCCUUCGUACGGCUACCUCUGCACGUCCGUCGCCUCUGCCCUUCAAGAUCCACCACACGAGCCGCCCCUCCAUCUUGCCUCGAUCACUCUACUAUUGCUCGCCCUCAAAGGCGAUCGCAAGCUCUGCGACAUCUUCGCAUUGGCGGAGCCAUUCCCGGAGUGGGCGCAGCAGACGUGCAAGCUUGUGCGCCUGUCGCGCUCGGAGGAGGCGAAUACAAUCCAUGCUGUCCCGUACGAGACGCCGUUUCCUGGAGGCCGCGACCAGGAUCCUUGGGCGACCGAAUCGCCAAGCUGGCUACGGCACGAUGCAACGGAGCCCUUUUUCGUUGCGUCCGAGUGUAGUCGGGCGGACUUGCUCUUCGCCGUCCAGCUCGCGGAUGGUGACGUCCUCUUCGUGGCGCUGAAGAUCAUGCUCAAGAACAAGCACGUCGAUGCUCCCAUCGAGAAUAUCGAGUUGCGCUUGGCGAACAUGGAGCCGGACCGUUUGUUCCAGGUAUGGUCUCAAUCUGCCCGGAUUGACAACGAAGAUAUGCUCAACUCCCUUUCGCAGGUACCGACCGGAGCAGGCCUUUCCCUGGAUCUGCAGACGCCGAUCGUUGGCUCGGGUGAACCGCGCGUGUUGCGCGCGUUCGCCACCUUUCCGGAUGCGACCGAUAUCGGCAGUCUGCAGCAGGAUACCUCCUCGCAGCCUAGAGCGGCGCUCAAAAUGGACGCGCUCCAAAAGCUAUCAGAGGAUAUCCCUUGGGAUGCUACGCUGCGGCGAAUAUACUCUGCGCUUAUUGAUCGUCGCAAGCAACUCAUGGUGGGCGACGAAUCAGUACGGGUGGAUGUUGAGGGCACAAUUGCAGACACGGAGUCAGAAGUGUCGGACGACUCUGACGAGGGGCAGGAAGUAGCGGAGUAG
This is a messenger RNA of Schizophyllum commune H4-8, 2412 nucleotides long. RefSeq lists its product as uncharacterized. NCBI's taxonomy places the organism in Eukaryota, Fungi, Basidiomycota, Agaricomycetes, Agaricales, Schizophyllaceae. The coding region runs from base 1 to 2412 and encodes 803 amino acids. The record is from RefSeq and is a predicted model, not a curated record. The transcript has 4 exons.